CUGUCUCAGGGUGACCACUUUAAUGUAAUGUUAUGUUUUAGGGUCACACGGGUUAUCGAUAAGUUCGCGCCGCUCAGUGUGUUGUGUUGUGAUUUAGUUUUUGUUAGUUGCGUUAUCAUUGUUAAUCUUUGUUAAUUGACCGCCUGCAUGCUCGACCAUGGGUAUUACCGGCCUUAUACCAUUUCUGGAGAAGGCAUCGUCGAAACUGCAACUGAAGGACAUACGCGGCAGCACUGUCGCGGUGGACACUUACUGCUGGCUCCACAAAGGUGUUUUUAGUUGCGCGGAGAAGCUGGCCCGCGGCGAGGACUGUGAUCAGUACGUGCAGUACUGUCUGAAGUACAUACAGAUGCUGCUCUCGUAUGACAUCAAACCGAUACUGGUCUUCGAUGGUCAGCACUUGCCGGCAAAGGCUUUGACCGAGAAGCGGCGACGGGAGUCGCGGCAGCAGAGCAAGCAACGGGCGGCAGAACUGCUGCGCCUGGGCCGUGUGGAGGAGGCGCGCUCCCAAAUGCGUCGCUGUGUGGAUGUCACCCACGAGAUGGCGCUCAGGCUGAUACGCGAGUGCCGAAAUCGCAAUGUGGACUGCAUUGUGGCGCCCUACGAGGCGGAUGCCCAGAUGGCCUGGCUCAACAAGGCCGACAUUGCCCAGUACAUCAUCACCGAGGACUCGGACUUGACGUUGUUUGGCGCAAAGAAGGUCAUCUUCAAGCUGGACCUAAAUGGCAACGGUCUGCUGGUGGAGGCGGACAAGCUCUACCUGGCCAUGGGCUGCCGGCAGGAGCAGUAUCAAUUCGACAAGUUUCGACGCAUGUGCAUACUAUCGGGCUGUGAUUAUCUGGACUCAUUGCCGGGCAUUGGUCUGGCCAAGGCCUGCAAGUUUAUGCUGAAAACGGAACAAGACGACAUGCGGAUAGCAUUGAAGAAGAUACCAAGCUACCUCAAUAUGAGCAAACUGGAGGUGGAUGAUGACUACAUUGAGAACUUUAUGAAAGCGGAGGCCACCUUCAAGCACAUGUUCAUCUACAACCCUCUGCUGCGUCGCAUGGAGCGACUGUGUGCCCUGGAGGAGUACGCGACAGAUGUAAGCUACUGCAGCAAUGCUGGCACUUUGCAGGAAGAUAGCCAUCUGGCACUGCAUCUAGCUCUGGGGAACUUGAAUCCCUUUUCUCUCAAAAAACUUGAUAGCUGGGAGCCCGGGAAAGCGCUUCCAGCUGCUCCGAAAAAUACCAAAAGAUCAAAGCACAAAAGCAUUUGGCUAACAAAUGGACAAGAUUCGGUCAAGGAACAGCCGGAAAAGGUGCAAUCUCCUUGUGCUUUGUUCUUCAAAAAGGUGGAUUUUGUUGGCCAAACGAUAGACGAGGAAAUCCAGGCCAAUGAGCGACUGGAGCAGGCAAAGCAAACGGAAGCGCAGGUCUUCUCCAUGUACAGCUUCAAAACGAAGCGGAGAAGAAGUCCCAGCGGUGGUGGCUCCACGGAUAGAGAGCGCACACCGCCGCCAUCGCCGGUACAAACGAGAAGUCGCCACAAUCCCUUUGCCAAGGAUCCACUGCUGCGAUCCCCUGUGGUGUGUGAGAAUAGUUCUCUGCUGCGUCUGCUGAGCCCCAAGAAGUGCAGUCCUGUGGGUGGAGUAGCUGAGGAGACGCGUGUGAAUUCCCUCAAGCGAAGCAUCUUUGCCAAGGAGCAGCCGGUGGAGGUGCGCAGUCGCUUUUUUGCCACACAAGCGGAACAGACAAUGCUGGGCCAGCAGCCGAAAGAGGAAGAGGAGUUGGGAUCAAGUGGAAUCAACAAGAAAUUAAGACUGGAAACGAAAACGAAUGCAUUUACUGACCCCACGGAUGUGGUGCUCUCCGAAGAGGAUGAAAAGCCAUCACUGAAUGCUUCCAGCAAUGAAGUGAAGCCAUCACUAGAGAUUUUACAGCUUGAAGACAGCGAAGACACUGCGGAAAUUGGUGUCAAAUCCUUGGAAAUACUUAAAAGUGAGCCUGCCUGUUCGGGCACCAUCAAUCUUGUAUCUGAUGACAGCUGCAGCUCGGAGGCAACGCUCCCCAGCAGCCAGGAAGUUGCCAGCGUUCAAUCCAGCAAUUUCUUUGUGUCCAACAAACGACGUGUGGGCCUCUCCAAGCCCGCCAACACAACUGCCAAGAAGCCUUUAUCCAAGUCUAAGAACAGCAAAUUUUCCUCCUCGAGUCCCAGUCAACCCAAACUGAGCAUGUUCGGGUUUCAAAAGAGGCCUGUUCUUAAAUGACGGUUCACCUUUCUGCACUUAUGUAGUUUUGUAAGCUAAUCUAAUUUAUUAAAGCGAAGAAGCGACGACAACAGCAUCCAUCAA
This is a messenger RNA of Drosophila subobscura, 2332 nucleotides long. It is a transcript of the gene tos, whose product is annotated as exonuclease 1. Lineage: Eukaryota; Metazoa; Arthropoda; Insecta; Diptera; Drosophilidae. Gene Ontology annotation, molecular function: 5'-3' DNA exonuclease activity; metal ion binding; 5'-flap endonuclease activity. The transcript has 2 exons. The coding region runs from base 158 to 2248 and encodes 696 amino acids. The record is from RefSeq and is a predicted model, not a curated record. Gene Ontology annotation, cellular component: nucleus. Gene Ontology annotation, biological process: DNA recombination; mismatch repair.